Nomascus leucogenys (northern white-cheeked gibbon) is the source of this 2724-nucleotide messenger RNA. It is a transcript of the gene SEC14L1, whose product is annotated as SEC14 like lipid binding 1. NCBI's taxonomy places the organism in Eukaryota, Metazoa, Chordata, Mammalia, Primates, Hylobatidae. The record is from RefSeq and is a predicted model, not a curated record. Gene Ontology annotation, cellular component: cytoplasm; cytosol. Gene Ontology annotation, molecular function: RIG-I binding. Gene Ontology annotation, biological process: negative regulation of RIG-I signaling pathway.
AGGUGUGAGAGGGUUGCUGUUAUAUUACAAUCAUGGUGCAAAAAUACCAGUCCCCAGUGAGGGUGUACAAAUACCCCUUUGAAUUAAUUAUGGCUGCCUAUGAAAGGAGGUUCCCUACGUGUCCUUUGAUUCCGAUGUUCGUGGGCAGUGACACUGUGAAUGAAUUCAAGAGUGAAGAUGGGGCUAUUCAUGUCAUUGAAAGGCGCUGCAAGCUGGAUGUAGAUGCACCUAGACUGCUGAAGAAGAUUGCAGGAGUUGAUUAUGUUUAUUUUGUCCAGAAAAACUCACUGAAUUCUCGGGAACGUACUUUGCACAUUGAGGCUUAUAAUGAAACGUUUUCCAAUCGGGUCAUCAUUAACGAGCAUUGCUGCUACACCGUUCACCCUGAAAAUGAAGAUUGGACCUGUUUUGAACAGUCUGCAAGUUUAGAUAUUAAGUCUUUCUUUGGUUUUGAAAGUACAGUGGAAAAAAUUGCAAUGAAACAAUAUACCAGCAACAUUAAAAAAGGAAAGGAAAUCAUUGAAUACUACCUUCGCCAGUUAGAAGAAGAAGGCAUAACCUUUGUGCCCCGUUGGACUCCGCCUUCCAUCACGCCCUCUUCAGAGACGUCUUCGUCAUCCUGCAAGAAACAAGCAGUGUCCAUGGCCGUCGUCAUCCCAGACGCUGCCCUCAAGGAGGGGCUGAGUGGUGAUGCCCUCAGCAGCCCCAGCGCACCUGAGCCCGUGGUGGGCACCCCUGACGACAAACUAGAUGCCGACUACAUCAAGAGAUACCUGGGCGAUUUGACUCCGCUGCAGGAGAGCUGCCUCAUUAGACUUCGCCAGUGGCUGCAGGAGACCCACAAGGGCAAAAUUCCAAAAGAUGAGCAUAUUCUUCGGUUCCUCCGUGCACGGGAUUUUAAUAUUGACAAAGCCAGAGAGAUCAUGUGUCAGUCUUUGACGUGGAGAAAGCAGCAUCAGGUAGACUACAUUCUUGAAACCUGGACCCCUCCUCAGGUCCUUCAGGAUUACUACGCGGGAGGCUGGCAUCAUCACGACAAAGAUGGACGGCCCCUCUACGUGCUCAGGCUGGGGCAGAUGGACACCAAAGGCUUGGUGAGAGCGCUCGGGGAGGAAGCCCUGCUGAGAUACGUUCUCUCCAUAAAUGAAGAAGGGCUAAGGCGAUGCGAAGAGAAUACAAAAGUCUUUGGUCGGCCUAUCAGCUCAUGGACCUGCCUGGUGGACUUGGAAGGGCUGAACAUGCGCCACUUGUGGAGACCUGGUGUGAAAGCGCUGCUGCGGAUCAUCGAGGUGGUGGAGGCCAACUACCCUGAGACACUGGGCCGCCUUCUCAUCCUGCGGGCGCCCAGGGUGUUUCCUGUGCUCUGGACGCUGGUUAGUCCGUUCAUUGAUGACAACACCAGAAGGAAGUUCCUCAUUUAUGCAGGAAAUGACUACCAGGGUCCUGGAGGCCUGCUGGAUUACAUCGACAAAGAGAUUAUUCCAGAUUUCCUGAGUGGGGAGUGCAUGUGCGAAGUGCCAGAAGGCGGACUGGUCCCCAAAUCUCUGUACCGGACUGCAGAGGAGCUGGAGAACGAAGACCUCAAGCUCUGGACUGAGACCAUCUACCAGUCUGCAAGCGUCUUCAAAGGAGCUCCACAUGAGAUUCUCAUUCAGAUUGUGGAUGCCUCGUCAGUCAUCACUUGGGAUUUCGACGUGUGCAAAGGGGACAUUGUGUUUAACAUCUAUCACUCCAAGAGGUCGCCACAGCCACCCAAAAAGGACUCGCUGGGAGCCCACAGCAUCACGUCUCCAGGUGGGAACAACGUGCAGCUCAUAGACAAAGUCUGGCAGCUGGGCCGCGACUACAGCAUGGUGGAGUCGCCUCUGAUCUGCAAAGAAGGAGAAAGCGUGCAGGGUUCCCAUGUGACCAGGUGGCCGGGCUUCUACAUCCUGCAGUGGAAAUUCCACAGCAUGCCCGCGUGCGCCGCCAGCAGCCUGCCCCGGGUGGACGACGUGCUCGCGUCCCUGCAGGUCUCUUCGCACAAGUGUAAAGUGAUGUACUACACCGAGGUGAUCGGCUCGGAGGAUUUCAGAGGUUCCAUGACGAGCCUGGAGUCCAGCCACAGCGGCUUCUCCCAGCUGAGCGCCGCCACCACCUCCUCCAGCCAGUCCCACUCCAGCUCCAUGAUCUCCAGAUGGCGAUUUUGCUGACAGCUGCCAAGAAAAUGCUUCACUCAACAGUCCUCAUGUGCCCAGAGAUGUUUAUAGAACUGUUUGAAUUGCAGCCAUCCCCCGCCCCCUCCCAGGCUGAAGACCUGUUCUUUUUAAGUUGAUUCGGGAGUGGCAUUCUUUUAUCCCCAAAGAGUUUAGUGCACCUUGAAGAGCUCAAAGCACAUGACCGCACAAAUGCUUACAGGGGUUCCUCCCGAGUAAUCCAAUCUCACUCCCCUCGUAAGGGAAUUCUGGGGCAGCUGUGGUUUGAGUAUGCAGUUUGCAUCGUGUCUCUACUUUUAGUACCUUGCCACUCUUUUAAAACGCUGCUGUCAUUUCCCAUUUCUUAGUACUAAUGAUUCUCUGAUUCUCCCUCUGUCUUAAUUCACUUUCCUUCCUAAAUUUGUUACUUGCAUAUCAAAUUCUGUAAAUGUUUUGUAAACAUAUUACCUCACUUGGUAAUACAAUACUGAUAGUCUUUAAAAGAUUUUUUUAUUGUUAUCAAUAAUAAAUGUGAACUGUUUAAAGAAAA